AUGCUCUCUCCGUAUCUGCAAACAGGUUGGCCUUCUCUUGGCAUUGACAUGAGUUCCACCAGGGGACCACAUGAUGAGAUAUGGGAGACCAACUUUGGCCAGGUUGAAGCCUUUGUGCAUACUCCUCAUGGCCACUGCAGGCAGGGUACCACGUUCAGGAGAGACAAAGCUUUGGGUUAUUGGUUGCAUCGCCAGCUGAAUCAUCCCAACUUGUCUACAGAACGGCAAGAUCGUCUUGCUGCCAUCGGUGCUGUCACCUGUGUCAAUGUCAAAGGCAAGUUCUGUCCCUUCUGCGGCAAAAAGGGAAAUGCGACAACUAGAUCCGCCAAGUGCCUCACGCAUGGAGAUUCCAAAGCAGAAGAGUUGUUCGAUAGUUUGACUGGCAAGCUAGUUUCAGAGCUGGCUGCUAGCACUCCGACAGGGCUUUUCCUGUCGCUCUGA
Seminavis robusta is the source of this 441-nucleotide messenger RNA. NCBI's taxonomy places the organism in Eukaryota, Bacillariophyta, Bacillariophyceae, Naviculales, Naviculaceae. The record is from the annotation of a GenBank genome assembly.